AUGCAACAAACUCGAUCGCCUUUGUCACCAAUUGACUCGAAUCAAAAUACUUAUAGAUCUCAAGCAUCAAAGACCUAAGAUAUAAACUAUUAGAUUCAAUUCCAAAUAUCCAAAUAGAAACUUUCGACUGUGCCAGAUUCUCGCUAAGAAAAUAAUGCUAUUUAUAUGAGUCCCAGAAAUACAAAACUCAAAACCUAAACUAUUCUCUCUCCUAAUUGCAGAUCACCCUUAACAACCAGGAAAGAAAUAAAACCCAUUCAGUCUCCUUAUAAUUUAUCCAUUCAUUCAGCUUAAUCACCGGUUAAAAUUGGAAAUAGUACUGCUCAUAAAAUAAAACAAGAACUUGACUAUUUUAAAUAAAAGAACAGUAAUCUUCAGAAACAAAUCCUUAAUUUGACAUCCGAAAUUUAGCGUGGUUAAUCCAAUACUCUGAUUAAAGAAUUACAAUAGAAAAUCCAGCUAUUGACGUAGAUGAAUGAGAAAUUAACUUAGGAGAAUAAGGAAUUGCAAUAAAGAGGAGAUAAAAGCCAUCUAAAGAAAACUAUUGAAUCUUAAUUAUAAUUAAUAAAAGAGAAUGAGAAAAAAUUGAGUGAAAUUAAGGAGAAUCAACAAAAAUAUGAAACCUCCUAACUAGAUCUAGGAAAGAACUCUACAACUGACUACAUAACUCAAUUGAUUCUUGAUCUGGAAGAAAGAGUCCAUACCUUGAUAGUUGAAAACGCUAACCUAAAUAAAGUGUUCAAUCAAAGAAUUAAAUUACAAGAAAGAUUUAACACUUUGGAACUUUAAUUGAAGUAGGCCUAGGUUUAGUUUUAAAAAGUCAAGGUUGAAGAAAAAUUAGUAAAAACGAAAUAUAAUUAAAUAAAGAAAAAAUGA
This is a messenger RNA of Paramecium octaurelia, 876 nucleotides long. The record is from the annotation of a GenBank genome assembly. Lineage: Eukaryota; Ciliophora; Oligohymenophorea; Peniculida; Parameciidae.